Messenger RNA from Cavia porcellus (domestic guinea pig), 1732 nucleotides. RefSeq names its product proline rich nuclear receptor coactivator 1 (gene Pnrc1). The record is from RefSeq and is a predicted model, not a curated record. NCBI's taxonomy places the organism in Eukaryota, Metazoa, Chordata, Mammalia, Rodentia, Caviidae. Gene Ontology annotation, cellular component: nucleus. The transcript has 2 exons. Bases 146 to 1111 code for a protein of 321 amino acids.
GGAACCCUGACCUGGGCUAUUUGUUGCUGCGCCGCCUCCGCCCGAGUCAUGCUCUACGUUCCUCCGUGGCUCACAGCAGCAACCGCCGCCGCCUGGUGAUCACGGGCUUCACUUCCUCCUGCCGAGCCUCCUGACUCCUAGCGCUAUGACUGUCGUCUCUGUCCCGCAGCGGGAGCCGUUCGUCUUGAGCAGCCGUCUUGCGCCGCUUGGCUUUUCUGCCCGGGGUUACUUCGGGGCCCUCCCGAUGGUGACCACGGCUCCGCCGCCUGUACCCCGGAUCCCAGACCCCCGGGCUUUGCCCCCCACUCUCUUCCUCCCUCACUUUCUGGGGGGAGACGGGCCCUGCCUGGCCCCCCAGCCUCGCGCCUCAGCAGCAGCUCUGCCCCACUGCAGCCCUGCCGUGGCAGGAGGCGCCCCACGGGCAGCACCGAAGAAGCGGCGGAAGAAGAAGGUGCGAGCCAACCCGGCGGGGCAGCUGCCCAGUCGCUUCCACCAGUAUCAGCAGCAUCGGCCGAACCUAGAGGGCGGCCGGAGCUCAGGGACGGUCCCGGGCCAGGCCGCCGCCUCGGCAUCGGGCCCAGCGCCCACAAGCUCAGCUGAGGGAGUGAGUCUUGUACCCGGGCCGCUGCGGUCCGCGGCGCCCGGCCAAGCCCAGCUCAGAAAGGAGGUUUUAAAAUCAAAGAUGGGAAAGUCGGAGAAAAUUGCCCUUCCCCACGGCCAACUUGUUCAUGGUAUACAUUUGUGUGAACAACCAAAGAUAAACAGACAGAAAAGCAAAUAUAACUUGCCACUCACCAAAAUCACCUCUGCAAAAAGGAAUGAGAAUAACUUUUGGCAGGAUUCUAUUUCGCCUGAUAGAAUUCAGAAGCAGGAAAAAAAGCCUUUUAAAAACACUGAAAACAUUAAAAAUAUGCAUUUGAAGAAAUCAGCAUUUCUAACUGAAGUGAGCCAAAAGGAAAAUUACGCUGGGGCAAAGUUCAGUGAUCCGCCUUCUCCUAGUGUUCUUCCAAAGCCGCCUAGUCACUGGAUGGGAAGCACUGUUGAAAAUUCCAUCCAAAAUAGGGAACUAAUGGCAGUACACUUAAAAACGCUCCUAAAAGUUCAGACUUAGAUUUCCGUAUGUAUGUAAAACAUAGUUUUCCCCAAAUCCUGGACUCUUUAAAAGAAUAGGUACAGAAGUGGAAAUUUGUACCAGUUGAGUGCAAAAGAUGAGCUUAGUACAGCUUGUAUUAUAUUUUAUAUUUUGUAAAUACUGUAUACCAUGUAUUAUGUGUAUAUUGUUCAUAUUUGAGAGGUACUUUAUAGUUUUGUUAUGAAAGUAUGUAUUUUGCCCUGCCAGUGUGGUAGGUGUUUUGUAUAUAUAGUGGACAAAUUUUAACUGUGCUAAGGCACAUGGAAGACUGAUUUAUUUGCACAAGGUACUAAGAUUUUUUUCAAGAAACAGCUGUUAAAUCUCAAAGUGAAGAUCUAAAUGUGAACGGUUUAUUAAUGCACUACUGAAGUUUAAAUCUGUGGCACAAUCAUUGUAAACAUAGUUUGUCUGUGUUUCUCUAAUUGAUUUCCACCUUCUGAUCUGUAAUUGUUGGAAAAUGAUCAUUUUUACCAAACUUAAUUUGUGAGCUUUGAUAUAUAGCCAUUAUUCAAAUUUAAAACUCCUCUAAUUUUAAUGCCAACAGAAUUGGUUGUAAUCAAAUUUUAAAGUAAUAAUAAUUUGACCCUCCCCCCUUUUAAA